CUUUCAGUUUCAUACUACCAGAUAAUGCACUCUCUGAACCUUCCCUCAAACACCCGCCCACCACCCUCCCACAACCCACACACACACACAACGAUGAUGAUAUUGAGCUGUCAGUACGAGAUGAAGGUGAUGAAUGGUGGAGUAUCAAUCGUAGGCUUGCAGCAGACGCAGUGGCGGCCACUCCCAACACUAGCAGCUCUGAGGGCACUGACCAGGGCAGUCAGACAAACACCUUUCAAUGCUCAUAUCUUGGAAUGCAUAGCUUCACCAUUGGCUCGAGGGAACCACAGUCAAUAGAACAGAACACAACAGAACAGCAACUACAGGAAGAUGUUGUAUUGGAAGAAAAUAGCCAUUCAAAAAGCAGCCAAGAGCAAGGACACUCUGUGAGCGUUGGUGGGAGUAGCCACAUGCCUGCAGUGUACCUUGGCAUGAACAGUUACAUCCUGACCAAGGAGGAAGAGCUGGAGGAACCAGAAUGCAAUGAUGAUAAAACCACUCAAAGUCAUGAGGAGUCAAUUAAUUACAGUAGCUACAAUGCUGUUUAUCUGGGAAUGACAUGCCAUUAAUUGUUCUGUUUUUGGAUUUACUGUGUCUCAAUAGCUGCAUUGUUACUAUUGUAUUGUUGAUGUGUACAACACCUUGUUUCUAUCUCUACCACAAUGUUAUGUCAAGAGGAACUCUUGGUCAUGUGCAAACACAAACCCUGGGACUUCCCCGAUCCCUAACUCGCUAGCUAUAUAGCUGCUUCUAUCUAUGCUGCCACGAACAGUCAACUACUAGCCUAGGCUAACCUGAACACUCCUUUGGCAGUUGAUACAUCAAAACAACAGGGAUUCGGAACUGCUCUCGCAUUUUUGUAAGAGUCAGCUAUCCUGCCUUCUACCAAAACAUGGCUUCUAAGCCAGCUCCUGGAAGCAGCUACCAAUCUAUUGAAUACCAAACGAUGGUCAAGUGUGCUUCUUCAAAUUUAAAUUGCAUUAAAUCAUCACCAAACACCAUUGGAACAGCAAUGUUCGGAGAAGGCUACAUCUCCGAGUAUGUCAGAGAUAUUGUUGGUUCUACGAGUGUAUCCGGAGUCGACAAAGCACAACAGCUUCUGAAUACCAUAACCGAUCGUGUAAAAACCGAUCCCCUUGCUUACAAUGGCUUUGUUGAGAUCAUCAGAAAUGAAGGUACAUGGGCAUGUUGUUAUUUGGAGCAACUUCAGAAAGUCUAUGAGGAGCUUAGCCUUGAAGCACAACAAAUUGAGGAACAGUGCUUGAGUGAUUCUGAUAAUUCCUUUCAUUCCCUCCCUGACGAGUUAUCUUCUCUCAACAUAGGUGCAGAUGUUACCUCACAAGGAUUCAUUUGUCCUUAUUGUAAAAAGUGCUCUCCCGAAUCUUCUUUUGAAAAUGAUUGCCCACAUGCUGAAGAGACAGAGAAGCUAGAGUGCAAAGCUUUCUUCCCAUUUUUAGAUUGCUCUAAAAUUGAUCCUGAAGAUAAGAAAGAUCUAGAAUGGCACCUUCUUCAAGAUUAUCGAAAGAUUCUAAAGUCUUACGCUCGCCUGGAAAAUUCACUAAUCAACUCUCUUGAAUCUCGUGAAGUGAACAUUGAAAAACUUGACAACUUUGUUUGGAAUCUCGUAGAGCCACCUCAAACACAGCAGCAGAAAAAAGUCGAAAAAGCUGAAACGGUGACAGCAAUAUUUAUACGUGUACGUCCUCACAAAUCGUUCUUCAAUUAUGAUAUUGUAGAAGAAGUUUCAAAAGAGUUCGGGACACCUGCCGAUAAGAAAUUAGUUGCCGAGUAUGUAGCUGCCUUGAAUGAAUACUGUAAACGCAGUGUGUUUGAAGUUCCUCCUGUCUUUAUUCAUAAUGCCUCCGAAAGGAAUGAUUGCAAACAGUUUGCUUUUAAAUACACUCCAGGAAACCCUGUUACACUGGGAGACGUUCAGAUUAUACGUAGAAAAAUUGCUUCUAUUCUUGGGAUUAAUGUGAGACUGUUGAAGCUUUGUUCUAUCGAAAAAGGGUGUGUAAAAAUGGUCUUCCUUGUGCCCGAGUUUGUUCUUGAAAUUAUUAACUCCAUUUCUGUGAAACAGAGAUCUGCACUUACAAAUCUCUGCAUCAAAAUUGUGCCAGUAAUUGACAGCCGUCAACCACACUCAGAUGCUAUCACAGUUUCUGAUAAAGAAGUUGAAUCUCCAAAAGCUGACAAAAAAGGUUUAGCCUCCUUCACUGGCCUCCUCUUCGAGAAAGUGCGGUCUAGGAUCGAGGCUAUUGCAGGCGAUGCUGAACAACUCAAGGUGCUGUUACGCAGCGAUUAUUCUGAGUCUGCCUAUGGCCAGGAUGGAAUAAACAUAGACAUGAUUAAGCCAGAUUUGUCGUUGAGGGUGGGUUGUGCCAUGCAACCUACCAUCCCCGAACCAGAAGGUUAUAUUGACUCUGAGCAGCCAAAACCAAAGCCUGUUCUCCCAAAUGAAACUGGAGAAAGUAUGGUCGAAUUCAUAUACAGACGAACCAAAGACAAUUAUGUUCGAUUGACAAGUGACAUCCGUAGGCUAAACCCUCACCAUGUAGCGGUGUACCUGUUUCAGAAUAACCUGAUUGGCAUGGAGGAACUCAACUAUUCGGCUAACCUAUACCGUGAAGAUAGUGUCAAAGCAACUCGAUUAGCCAAUGUAAUCUUCACCUGCGACCUCCCUCACCAGUUCCAGGCUGUCCUGACGGCAUUCGAAGAAGCUGGAGUUGAGACUGUGACAGAGAUUGCAGCUGAAGCGAGAGAUCUUUAUCCUGAUGCCUUCCUUCCUUCCUCUGAUCCAGAGACUCCACUGAGUCAACAGAAUAAAAACUUAGAGUUUGAUCAACUUAAAGAAAAGAUAACGCAAGUGUCAGCUGAUGGAGGUGGUGGUCCCACAGCAGCUAUAGCAUACAUUAACGAGCUGGUUCAUCCAAAGGAGAGGGAGUUGCUGCUUCACAAGGCCAGUCAUGGCACCACUGACUUGAAUACCUUCAACAUUGUGCUCCUGUCUACAGAGGCAGCAUUGAUCAACUUUUCAGAUGAGAGAGUCAACCAGAGGACCCCACUCCAUGUUGCUUGUGCGUGUCUGCCUGAUACUCGAGACGACAUUAAGACUAAGCAACAGUUGUCAAAAAUCGACAGCUUAUUGAAGCAUGAAGCUAAAGCUACACUGCAAGACAUUGAUGGCAACACCCCCCUACACUUGGCUGCACUACGCGGUAAUGCCAAAGCAGUGUCAUUGAUUUUGACGCUUGAUCCAGACUCCAGGAACAUAGCAAACCAUCUUGGUAACACAGCAUUACAUAUAGCAAGUAAGAAAAACUUCUUGGAAGUGGCCCGAGCUCUGUGUGCGCACAAGGUGGAUGCUUGUCUAUCCAACAAGACGAAGAAAUCACGUACUCCUUUGCAUCAAGCUGCGUCCAAUGGCCAUUUGAAGAUGGCAAACAUGAUCCUGGAGUAUGAACCCAGUUCAGCAGUGUGUGUUGACAAGAAAAACAUGAGCCCUCUGCUACUGGCUGCUAAGUGUCGCAAGGUGAACAUUGUUGAGCGGCUGGUCAAGAAAUCUCUGUGUCCAGUUUUUGUAAUUGAUAAUGAGGGGAGGACCCCUCUCCACUUUGCCUGUGCCUGGGGUAGCUACGAACUUGUUGAGCUUCUCUUGAAAGCAAACAGCUCGAGAAAUUUCGUCAACCACAAGGACAACAAGGGAGAUACUGCAUUGCAUAUAGCCGGUCAUCAUGGUGAUACCAAGGUCUGGAAACUUCUGUGCUCUAAGAAUGCCUCCAAAAAAGCAGUCAAUGAUUUUGAUGAGACACCUAAGGAGGUAGCAGCCAAUGCUGGUCAUCACUCUCUUCCUUAUAGAGGACGAAUAAUUAAAAAAGUUACAAGGAAGAUUCAGAAGAAGAUAUCAAAGCAGCCUACCCUAAGCUCCUCUCAGUCGUGUGUGUCCCUCAGGUCUACUGCCAGUGCCCUGUCAUUCCAGUCCACCAUCUCUGCCAACAACUACCUACAAACUACCGAAGAAAGCGACCUCGAUGAAACUGUGUGAACUGUUUAUUUAUUAUUAUUUCUCGUCUGAUGUUUUUAUGUCUUUGUACUCGAGUACUCAUGCUAUAUAUGCAACCAAUGCAUCUAUAUAUUUUUACCUAGAUGUUUUGAUGUGGACAUAAUACAUGUAAUGUUAUUAUCUGGAAUAAUUAUUGUAAAUUA
Molecule: messenger RNA, 4206 nt
Organism: Halichondria panicea
Lineage: Eukaryota; Metazoa; Porifera; Demospongiae; Suberitida; Halichondriidae
Exons: 16
Coding region: 893-4045 (1050 amino acids)
Molecular function (GO): protein binding
Source: RefSeq, a predicted model, not a curated record